Molecule: messenger RNA, 1186 nt
Organism: Momordica charantia (bitter melon)
Lineage: Eukaryota; Viridiplantae; Streptophyta; Magnoliopsida; Cucurbitales; Cucurbitaceae
Product: alpha carbonic anhydrase 7
Biological process (GO): one-carbon metabolic process
Molecular function (GO): zinc ion binding; carbonate dehydratase activity
Source: RefSeq, a predicted model, not a curated record
CAAUCCCAACGCCGAUUCCAUUGCUUUCUCUUCCAAAUCAUUUCCUGGCUUCCUUUUUCGCCCCCGAGGCCAUGGAAAUUCCGACUAAACUCGUCGUUUUCUUCUCUGUUCUGCUCUUUUUCAUGCAUUCAUCUUCUAUAUCUGCGCAUGUAGUAGGGCACGAGGUAGAGUUCGAGUACAAAAAAGGGAGCGUUAAAGGGCCAGAACAAUGGGGAAAUCUAAAGAAAGAGUGGGAAGCUUGUAACAAUGGACGUUUGCAAUCUCCCAUAGAUUUAACAAGCCAGGGAGUGAAGAUUACUCCAGAGUUGGGACUGCUAAACAAAAGUUACAAUCCUUGCAGUGCAACAUUAAAAAAUAGGGGCCAUGAUAUUUCUCUAUUUUGGGAUGGUAAUGCAGGAUCAAUCCUGGUAAACGGCGUCGUUUAUAAUCUUCAACAAAUUCAUUGGCACUCACCUACAGAGCAUACGGUCAAUGGAAAAAGGUUCGACUUGGAACUCCACAUGGUUCACCAGACUCCUGAUAACAAGAUUGCUGUUGUUGGUCAACUCUAUCAAAUUGGCCAACCAGACCCUUUUGUCGCCCAGUUGAGCGUGGGAAUAAGCGGCAUGAUUGAUCAGAUGCAAGAAAAGAAGAUGGGAGUGAUGAAUCCAGCCGACAUCAAGUUUGGUGGAACAGAGUACUACAGAUACAUUGGUUCUCUCACCGUUCCUCCUUGCACCGAAGGUGUAAUUUGGACCUUAAACAAAGAGAUUGGGACAGUGUCAAAGGAGCAAGUAGAUCUUCUAAGGGAGGCUGUUUAUGAUUAUGCAGAGUUCAAUGCAAGACCAACGCAGGCACUCAAUAAUCGAGAAAUCAGUCUUUAUUCGGCGAACUCAAAAAUUUGAAGGCUGAUUAUCCAAAUUUUGCCCACUAAUUUGCAAUUGAAAAUAUCAAAAUGUUUAUGUAGGAUAUGGAAAUUUGAACUUGGAGGGAAUAAAAUAAACCAACCAAAAUAAUAAAAUGACAUACAAUAAAGUCUCUAGCAUUUGAGAGACAUAUUGUAAAGUUCUUUGAGUCCACUCACAACAAGACAAUGGGCUUUUCCAUGCAAUCCCAUUCUCCUAACUGCAGUGAUUACUUCUCAAAGAACAGGACAACGUCAUUCCUUGAUUGCUUCUAAGUUCUAACAUUACAAGGUUGUUUUUUA